Molecule: messenger RNA, 1292 nt
Organism: Carassius carassius (crucian carp)
Lineage: Eukaryota; Metazoa; Chordata; Actinopteri; Cypriniformes; Cyprinidae
Product: CMRF35-like molecule 7
Exons: 6
Coding region: 96-1112 (338 amino acids)
Source: RefSeq, a predicted model, not a curated record
AAGGGGAAGGAACUAUGAUGCCAGAUUUCUUCACUCAGAACGGAAGAGAAAGACUAUAACUUUUGUCAUAGACUUUGGUCUCAUAUUUCAGUAAAAUGUUCAGCAUGUGUGUCGUUCUGCUCGUCUUUUCCAGCAUCUCUACAGCUGUUGUUGGUGCUCCAGAAACAGUCAGAGGACACAGAGGAGAGCGGCUUGACAUCAGAUGCAGCUAUGAAUCUGGAUACGAAUCAAAUUCAAAGUAUUUUUGUAAAGGAGAGUGUGUCUUUGGAUUUAGAGACAUCAUUAUUAAAUCAGGAUCUCCAGCUGAAGACGAGAGAUUCUCUCUGACUGAUGACACGACGGCCAGAGUUUUCACCGUCAGCAUCACUGACCUGAGAACAGAGGAUACAGGACGAUACUGGUGUGGUGUGGAGAGGAUUUUAAGUGAUGUCUAUUCAGAGAUUAAGCUGCUGGUUAAUGAGAAUCAGAUUCAACAAACCACCAGCAUCACAAUCACAGAAAGGAAAACCACUAUCACAGAUCAGGACAGCUCCUCAACAGGUUAUGUCUGGAACACAGAGUCUGUCAUCUACGUCUCUGUGGGGUUAGUCAUCGUGAUGAUCAUCUUCCUCGCUGUGCUGACGGUGUUGUGUAGGAAGAGAAGCAAGAAAUCACCAAGAGUUACACAAUCUGGGCUUUCACCACAAGUCUCCAUUGUGCUUCUUCCUUUGAAUGAACACACUGCAGAGGAGAUUGACUGCAAAGACCAUAAACAUGAGGAUAUCAACAAGCUGAAGGGCAAGAACAAAGACAUCUACACACUCUACACUAUAAUAGACAGACCAGAAGAUCCAUCAAUCUACUCAACAGCAGAUAAACCAGACGAUUCAAUGAUCUACUCAACAGCAGAUAAACCAGACGAUUCAGUGAUCUACUCAACAGCAGAUAAACCAGACGAUUCAGUGAUCUACUCAACAGCAGAUAAACCAGAUGAUUCAGUGAUCUACUCAACAGCAGAUAAACCAGACGAUUCAAUGAUCUACUCAACAGCAGAUAAACCAAAAGAUUCAAUUAUCUACUCAACAGCAGAAUGUCCAGAAGAUUCAAGGAUCUACUCAACAGCAGAUAAAUGAGACGAUUCAAUGAUCUACUCAACAGCAGACAGACCAGAAGAUUCAAUGAUCUACUCAACAGCAGAUAAACGAGACGAUUCAAUGAUCUACUCAACAGCAGAUAAACGAGACGAUUCAGUGAUCUACUCAACAGCAGACAGACCAGAAGAUCCAAGGAUCUACUCAACAGCAGAUAAACGA